Pundamilia nyererei is the source of this 4142-nucleotide messenger RNA. RefSeq names its product GNAS complex locus (gene gnas). Gene Ontology annotation, biological process: sensory perception of chemical stimulus; adenylate cyclase-activating dopamine receptor signaling pathway. Bases 1126 to 2265 code for a protein of 379 amino acids. The record is from RefSeq and is a predicted model, not a curated record. NCBI's taxonomy places the organism in Eukaryota, Metazoa, Chordata, Actinopteri, Cichliformes, Cichlidae. Gene Ontology annotation, molecular function: ionotropic glutamate receptor binding; D1 dopamine receptor binding; GTP binding. Gene Ontology annotation, cellular component: heterotrimeric G-protein complex; cytoplasm. The transcript has 13 exons.
CAAGUCUGUAGCCUGUUUACCCACCUAGGAUUCAAGAGGAAUCUACAUAUGUGUAUAUAAAUGGAUUCAUCGGAGUCGAGCCAGAAAUUAAGAAAAAAAGUCUAUCGGUGCGCAGUUUUGGAGGCUUGGUGGUGAUGUGAGGGGCUGAUAACACAUUUCAGCAACAAAAGCGAGGGGCAGAGAGAGAGAAGGCCCUUUGGAGGAGAAAACAGCAAGGAACAGCCAUCACAUAUAAGGAGGACAAAUCGGAGGGGGGAUACUGGAUCAUUUCGGAUUUGGAGGUGGCGAGGGAUCAAGACGAAAAGACAACCGCAGUGAGUUUGGGGCUGAUUUGAUGCAGAGAAUGAAAAAGAGCCGGGUGACGACGGAAGAAGCGAGAAUGCCACACAUGUAGCUUGUUUGGGUGUAAAUAUUAUUUUCCUUACAGCUGUCCUGCUGGGUCCCCGACGAAGACAGCCGUCGGGGAGACAGAAAAUAGAUAUAGAGUCUAAGUAUACACCCAUGGAAAUGUUUGUCAUGAAAAGCGACGUGGUAACGAGCAGCGCUACAGCACAGGCGAGCUUUGCGGACACGCCGAGUUCGGCUCCUUGUCACGGGCAGCUGUGAGACGCAAGACCCGGGCUUUUGGAGAUGCAAAUUAGGCUGUUUUUUCUGCCUCCGUUUGAGGUGAACCGCCGUUUUUGGGUCUUAUAGCGGACAUUGUGGAUUACAAGUCUUUAUCUUACACGGCUGAAGGGGGGGGGGAAGAGUUUGGAAAAACGAAACACAAACUACUGCAUAUAAAAGGGAAAAGCCCGAGCCGGAUUCAGCAAACUGAGAAGGCGGCCUCCGUGUCGUCAGCAACAGUAUCCUGCCCUUUCUCUGACAGCAAAAUACGCGUUACGGACUCUAAAUCUCUACACAGGGGCGCCACGGACCUUAAACGGUGUAAAUGUGGGUAACGUUGCUGCCAAAUCCGCGGGUCAAACGAGGCAUCUAGACUAGUUUAUCUGAUUUAUUUUUCUUUCUACAUUACCCCCCCACCUUCCCUUCCCCCUCCACUACCACCUCCUCCUCCUCUACUUCUUCUUCCACCACCUCUUCCUCCUCCCCUGGACCCCCUUUUUUCUUUUUUCUUGCGGGAAGAUGGGUUGUUUGGGCAACAGUAAGACCGAAGACCAGAGAAAUGAGGAGAAGGCUCAAAGAGAAGCAAACAAAAAGAUAGAGAAGCAGCUCCAAAAGGACAAACAGAUCUACAGAGCAACACACAGACUACUACUUCUAGGAGCUGGAGAGUCGGGAAAGAGCACCAUAGUGAAACAGAUGAGGAUCCUACAUGUCAACGGCUUCAAUGCAGAAGAGAAGAAGCAGAAAAUCCAGGACAUUAAGAAUAAUAUUAAAGAGGCUAUCGAGACCAUAGUAACAGCUAUGAGUACCCUAACCCCACCUGUCCAGUUGGCAUGUCCUGAAAACCAGUGCCGGAUUGAAUACAUCCUCAACUUUGUCAAUCAGAAGGACUUUGAUUUUCCAUCUGAGUUUUACGAUCACGCAAAGACACUGUGGCAAGACGAAGGUGUCCGGGCUUGCUAUGAGAGAUCCAAUGAGUACCAGCUAAUCGACUGUGCACAGUACUUUCUAGACAAGAUCGACAUUGUGAAACAGAGUGACUACACUCCAACAGAUCAGGAUUUGCUGAGGUGCAGAGUACUGACUUCAGGGAUCUUUGAGACGAGAUUCCAAGUGGACAAAGUUAAUUUCCAUAUGUUUGAUGUUGGCGGUCAAAGGGAUGAGCGCAGGAAAUGGAUUCAGUGCUUUAAUGACGUAACAGCCAUCAUCUUUGUGGUGGCCAGUAGCAGUUACAACAUGGUGAUCCGAGAGGACAAUCAGACCAACCGUUUACAGGAGGCCCUCAACCUCUUCAAGAAUAUCUGGAACAACAGGUGGCUGCGGACCAUUUCUGUCAUCUUGUUCCUAAAUAAACAGGACCUGCUUGCAGAGAAGGUGUUGGCAGGGAAGUCCAAAAUCGAAGAAUACUUCCCAGAAUUUGCUCGCUACACCACACCUGAUGAUGCGACGCCAGAACCUGGAGAAGAUCCGCGUGUUACAAGGGCAAAGUACUUCAUCAGAGAUGAGUUCCUGAGGAUCAGCACAGCAAGUGGAGAUGGAAGGCACUACUGUUACCCCCAUUUCACCUGCGCCGUCGACACAGAGAACAUCCGCCGCGUCUUUAAUGACUGUCGAGACAUCAUCCAGCGGAUGCACCUGCGGCAGUACGAGCUGUUGUGAUGGGAGAGGAAAGGUGUUAGGCCAAAAAGAUAAAACCAGAUCGGACUAUGGAAGACGAAAAAGAAAUCCCUGAACCUGCGUCUCUGAACUCUUCUGCAGAAGUAUGAGAGCUCUUGUGACACAACAGGGGCCAAAACACACACGCACUUAUAGUAAACACGCCGUGAACCCAGAAAUUCCCCUGAUGCAAACUCUCUACCUGAUGCAGAAUUUUUGACGGAUGGGUUUGAGGGGCUUACACGUAAAACAGACUUCAGUCUUGACUUUCAGCCAUACUCCCAGCUCCUCACCUUUCGACAUCAUGUUAUCGUCACGUUACCUUCACCUUCCUAAAAACAGAAAAAAAGUGGCCCAGUCCGGACUGAGUUUCCUGCAGCGAGGGUUGGAGCUGCAGCUUGAGUUUUGUUCGUUUUGGGGGUUUUUUUGGGGGGGGGGGUUUUUCUCCCCUGAUUGGGCUGAAAACUAAGAGCUACUACUUCAGUGCAAUUGGGAAAGAGAUGAAUUACUGCAAAUGGAGAAUGAAUAUAUCACAGCAGAUCAACUGAACACUGUAUUUAAGAGACAAAAAACAAAAAAACAAGCACUGUGCUCAGGACUUUGACUCAAACCAUGUACACCAAACCUUCCUUUCACUUAGAGACAUCUUUAAAUCCAGUGGCUCUGCUUGCGCGCACACACAACAUAUCUCACCUGCUUUUUACUGGACUGCACAACAGGGGGUCAAUCUGGCAACGCACGUACCUGCUCGCAUUUCGUUGAGAUGCCGGCUAUUUAUCUGGGUCGGUGCUUUUUGAGAUUAAACGGGCAAAGCUCAGCCGAGCCCAGAGGAGCAGCGUUACCACAGACUUAACCAGACCACGGGUGUGUUGGUGAGACUUCACUCGAGCAGGUGUUCACUAAAACGGGAUGGGAGCCAACUGCGAUUUGAGUUUCUCUGAUGGGAGGUGUCGGCUGUGAUUGACCGGGGCGCCAGCGGCUUCUCUACAGAACUGUUUAGCCAACUGACUUUGUCUUGUUGGUAUCGGAGCAUCACGUGAGGCGGAUAUAUUGAGUUUAAAACAAAAAGAACCAGAAAUGCCAACUUCUAUGGGACUUUCAAUAGAGGGCGACAGGCAUCCUUCAACAGUACAGUACCAUAUAAGUUAAAGAGAACUCUCAUCCUGUUAUACAGUCUCCACAGCUGUUUUUCUCUGUGUAGACUUUUGUGCCAUUGUGCCCUGUGCGCUCUUUCUUUAUCUCAACUCUUUGUCAUCCUUUUGUCACCGGUUCUCUACACGUUCUCCAUCUUUCGCCCACCCUCUUCACCGCCACCUUUUCCAUUUGCACUUUUACCUUCCUGGCAGUGGUCUUUCAUUUUAAAGAGAAAAUAAGAUAUAUUAAUCUUGGAAUAUUAAAAACACAACAAAAUGGGACUUUAUUUUUUUUUCUGCUCCCACCUGUGUGCUUGCACCUCCCUGCCAUUCCUCCCUCCACCAUUCCUCCUCUCCUUCCUUGUAUGUCUGUCUUUACUUUACUGCUGAACUAUUAUUCUUGUACAGACUGUAAAAUGUAUUAUUUUGUACAACUUUAUUGAGGAAAACUUUUAGAAGAUCCCUGUGCCUUGAUCACGACUGUACGUGUGUAAUGAGCUAAAGUGGGUGUCAUACUGCGCUGUAUAGCUUGGCCAAUCCUCUCCCUGCCUCCCUUGCUCUUACCUUCUCUCCCUUUAUCCCCACCUCUCUCUUUCUCAGUCCAUUUCUUUCUCCUCUCCUCUCCUUGGAGAUGGUGGAUGACCAUUUGUAGCUUUAGUAGAGUUUUGUUUUUUGGGGUGGGUGGUUUUUUUUUUUUGGUUUUUUUUUUUUUUCACCCUUUUCCUUCCAGCCCAUCUUUAUGAUUUA